Brassica oleracea var. oleracea is the source of this 1254-nucleotide messenger RNA. RefSeq names its product A-factor-processing enzyme-like. Gene Ontology annotation, cellular component: cytosol. The transcript is spliced from 8 exons. Lineage: Eukaryota; Viridiplantae; Streptophyta; Magnoliopsida; Brassicales; Brassicaceae. The record is from RefSeq and is a predicted model, not a curated record. Gene Ontology annotation, molecular function: metal ion binding. Bases 39 to 1070 code for a protein of 343 amino acids.
CCUUUGUUAGGUUCGCUCGGCUUAUUAUUGCACCUCUCAUGAAACCUGACUCUAUGAACCGAGAGAUCAAAUCCAUUGAUUCAGAAUUUGAAAUUCUGAAGCAAAGCGAUACUCAUCGUCUCUACCAGUUAAGACGUCACACAUCUAAAAAUGAUUAUCCAUUUAAUAGAUUCACAGCUGGUAAUGAGAAAUCACUUCGCAGUAAGAACAUGAACGCUCUCCUUACAAGAGCAAAAACAUUUUUUGCUGAUCACUACCAUGGUGGUUCAAUGAAACUCUGCGUCAUAGGAAGAGAUUCACUCACUGACCUUGAACGUUGGGUAAGGAAGUACUUUGAUGGUGUUAAGGAUGGACCAAAAAGUAUGCAUUUAAUCAACCCACCAAAGCCCAUAUGGGAUCCAAGUAAAUUGCAUGUUAUCGAAAGUGUCGAAGGUUUGACUGCUCUUCAGCUUGUUUGGAUGCUUCCUCCUUACUCAAAAAACAACCAUUUAGAAAUGCCAGAAGUCUAUCUAAUCGAACUUUUAAGUAACAAAAGUAAAGAAAGCUUGUAUGGAUUCUUCAAAGAGAAAGACUGGGAAGCUGAUAUAGAUGUCUCUCUUGAGGGUCAUCUAGAUGAUUACAGAUCAGGAGGCCGUUUAUUUAGCUUUUCAUUGUAUCUCACUAACUCGGGCUUGAAAAAAAAGUAUGAAAUGAUUAAUUAUGUCUACCAAUAUAUCAAAUUAUUGAGAGAUAUGAUUCCACAAGAAUGGGUUUGGAACCAAUAUUGGAAGUUGAAGGAAAUAGAGUUUGAUUGUCUUGACGUUUCUGGCAUGGCUGCAAAUUCUCCAAGCAAUUUUGCUCGAUAUCUCUCAGGGAAUAUGCUGAAGUAUCCUAUAACACAUGUUGUUUCUAGCGGAUUAUGUGCGCAAGAGCUGGAACCCAAAAGCAAUAGUAAAUCUUAUGGAAGAAUUUACUCCAAAAAACAUGAGGAUGGACCUUCUUGUAAACUCACUGGACGCAACAGAUCCCAGAACAGAACCCUGGUUUGGAACACAUUUCAUAGAAGAACAAAUUCCACUGGAGAUGAUUAAGAAAUGGAGUAAUAUUUCUGAAGUUGACUUAAAGAGAACCUUUUCGUUCCUACAGCCGUCAACCUAAGAAGAGUCAUCCGUGUGACCACUGCUGUUCCUAUAUGCAUUGUGGACAAGCCAGGGAUAAAGAUGUGGCACCAAAGUCUGGAAGAUGGCCCAGCCUAUGCAUACUUCUGCAUAAGUC